Messenger RNA from Calypte anna (Anna's hummingbird), 1124 nucleotides. It is a transcript of the gene TYW5, whose product is annotated as tRNA-yW synthesizing protein 5. The transcript is spliced from 8 exons. The record is from RefSeq and is a predicted model, not a curated record. The coding region runs from base 28 to 1002 and encodes 324 amino acids. Gene Ontology annotation, molecular function: 2-oxoglutarate-dependent dioxygenase activity; tRNA binding. Gene Ontology annotation, biological process: wybutosine biosynthetic process. Lineage: Eukaryota; Metazoa; Chordata; Aves; Apodiformes; Trochilidae.
CGCGGCAGCGGCGGGGCGGGAGAGGCGAUGGAGCGGCGGGAGGUGCCGGCGGUACCGGUGGUAUCGGUGGUACCGGUGGUGCGGCGGGCCGGGGUAGGACGGGAGGAGUUCCUGAGAGACAUCUACCCCCAGAGGAAGCCUGUGGUGCUGACAGGACUGGAGCUGGGCCCUUGCACCACCAAAUGGACAGUGGAUUACCUGAGCCAAGCUGAAGGAUCCAAAGCAGUAAAGAUUCAUGUUUCUGGGGUGCCACAGAUGGAUUUCCUCAGUAAGAACUUUGUGUAUAGAACUCUGCCUUUUGACGUGUUUGUCCGAAGAGCAGCUGAAGUCAAGCACAAGGAGUACUUUCUUUCUGAGGAUGAGAAGUACUACCUGCGCUCCGUGGGGGAAGAUGCCAGGAAGGAUAUUGCAGAUAUCAGAAAGCAGUUUCCUGUUCUGGCAGAAGAUGUUCAGAUUCCAGAAUACUUUGAGAAGGAACAGUUCUUCUCGAGUGUUUUCCGCAUCAGCUCAGCUGGGUUGCAGCUGUGGACACAUUAUGAUGUAAUGGAUAACUUCUUAAUCCAAGUAACAGGGAAAAAACGAGUUGUUUUGUAUAGUCCUCGAGAUGCACCCUAUUUGUAUUUAUCAGGGAGUAAAUCCGAGGUGCUGGAUGUGGAUAACCCAGACCUAGAGAAAUAUCCCCUUUUUGGGAAAGCCAAACGCUACCAGUGCCUGCUGGAAGCAGGAGAUGUGCUGUUUAUUCCAGCUUUGUGGUUCCACAAUGUCAUUUCUGAGGAAUUUGGAGUGGCACUGAAUGUCUUUUGGAAGCACCUUCCUGCUGAGUCCUACGAUAAGAGUGAUACUUAUGGAAAUAAAGACCCCACAGCAGCCUCUAGGGCUAUACAGAUCCUGGACAGGGCUUUGAAAACACUUGAAGAACUUCCUGAGGAAUACAGGGACUUCUAUGCCCGGAGAAUGGUGUUACGGAUCCAAGAAAAAGCCUAUAGGGAUGAUUAUGGAUAAAAUAAUACAUUGUAGGGCAGCAAGCUCCUGUGGCAGUAGAGAGUUGUAUGUUAGGAUUGGAAACUGUCCAUGUGUAUAUAUACACUGUGUAAGAAUAAUAAAAACUAAGUUGAUAAACCUUG